Molecule: messenger RNA, 6417 nt
Organism: Chroicocephalus ridibundus (black-headed gull)
Lineage: Eukaryota; Metazoa; Chordata; Aves; Charadriiformes; Laridae
Gene: LRFN2
Product: leucine rich repeat and fibronectin type III domain containing 2
Exons: 3
Coding region: 499-2790 (763 amino acids)
Cellular component (GO): postsynaptic density membrane; cell surface
Molecular function (GO): protein binding
Source: RefSeq, a predicted model, not a curated record
ACUCUACCCCCCUCCCCAACACACACGCACAUACAGAGAAGCUGGGCUUGCUAGUAUGAACUUGAAGACUCGCAGUACCAAAAUGCAUGUGUUACCUUGGGAUGCUCUAGGAUCAGAAUGCUUGAAAAGCCUGCAGGCUGCUUAGUCCUCCAAGACUGGGUUUUUUAAACCAAACAAGAAAAGAACAAGUUAUUCACUUUUUUUUUGUUCUUUCUUUUUUUCUUUUUUUUUUCCCCUUCUUUUUUUUUGUGCUUUGGAUAUUACUGAAAAAGGAGUCUCAGGGAUUCACACACUUGGACUUUACUGAAUCAGGCUGCAUCUGGCAAACAAUCUAGUCUUCAUUUUGGUUUGCCAGAGAUCAACCAGGAUUUUUCUGAUUAUAUCUUCUUUGGGAAAAGGAUGCAUGGCAUAGAAAGAAGGUCUAAGUGCCUGUCUGAGACUGUUUUACCGAACCUGGGAUAAAUGUUACUUCUCAAAGGUACUGUUGCGUGAUUUACCAUGGAAAAAUUGCUCUGCAGCAUCCUGGUGUUUGGAAUGGCUGUCAUGGUCAACGCUUGUCCCAAAUACUGUGUCUGUCAAAACCUGUCUGAGUCUCUGGGGACUUUGUGUCCCUCCAAGGGUCUCCUAUUUGUACCACUAGACAUAGAUCGAAGGACUGUUGAACUCCGACUCGGGGGCAACUUCAUUAUUAACAUCACACGACAGGAUUUUGCCAAUAUGUCUGGACUUGUUGACCUUACUUUGUCCAGAAACACCAUCAGUUACAUACAGCCCUACUCUUUCACUGACUUGGAGAGCCUUCGGUCUUUACAUCUGGACAGCAACAGGCUGCCUGACAUUGGAGAGGAUAUUUUGAGAGGCUUAAUUAACCUUCAGCAUUUGAUUUUAAACAACAACCAGCUAAGCAGCAUCUCUGAUGAAGCCUUUGAGGAUUUUUUGCUGACAUUGGAAGACUUAGACCUCUCCUACAAUAACCUCCGAAGCAUCCCCUGGGAAUCUAUAAGGAAGAUGAUAAACUUGCACCAGCUCAGUUUGGAUCAUAACCUGAUAGAUUAUAUUACAGAGGGGACGUUUGCAGAUCUUCAGAAAUUGGCCAGAUUGGAUCUAACAUCCAACAGACUUCAGAAGCUCCCCCCCGACCCUAUAUUUGCCAGAUCUCAAGUAAUUCCAUUAGCCGUUACCCCAUUUUCUCCACCUUUGUCUCUCAGCUUUGGGGGCAACCCACUACAUUGCAACUGCGAGCUACUGUGGCUAAGGCGACUUGACAGAGAUGACGAUAUGGAAACUUGUGCUUCUCCUCCAGGUCUAAAGGGAAGGUACUUCUGGUAUGUACGGGAGGAAGAAUUUGUUUGUGAGCCUCCUCUUAUUACACAACAUACCCACAAGUUGCUGGUUUUAGAAGGGCAAACCGCUACACUGAAAUGCAAAGCCAUUGGGGAUCCCAUUCCCAUUAUUCAUUGGGUGGCCCCCGAUGACCGUCUCAUCGGGAACUCUUCAAGGACAGCUGUCUAUGACAACGGCACCUUAGAUAUCCUCAUCACCACCUCCAAGGAUUAUGGGACUUUCACAUGCAUCGCAGCCAAUGCUGCUGGAGAGUCCACCGCAACGAUUGAGCUCUCAAUUGUUCAGCUCCCCCAUCUCAGCAAUGGCACAGGCCGAGCAGCCCCACCGAAAUCCAGGCUCUCGGACAUCACCAGCUCCAGCAAGUCUAAUCGCGGAGAAACAAAAGGCCCACCAGAAAGGGCUGUCCUGGUAUCAGAUGUGACCACUACCUCAGCUUUGGUCAAGUGGACGGUGAGCAAGUCAGCCCCUCGGGUGAAAAUGUAUCAACUGCAGUAUAAUUGCUCGGAUGAUGAAGUCCUGAUCUACAGGAUGAUUCCAGCUACAAACAAAGCCUUUGUUGUAAACAACCUUGUUUCUGGAACAGGCUAUGACCUCUGUGUCCUGGCAAUGUGGGAUGACACCGCCACGACCCUUACUGCCACCAAUAUUGUGGGAUGCGCCCAGUUCUUCACCAAAGAGGACUACCCUCAGUGCCAGUCGAUGCACAGCCAGUUCCUGGGUGGGACCAUGAUUCUGAUCAUUGGAGGCAUCAUUGUGGCAACUCUGCUGGUGUUCAUUGUAAUACUCAUGGUCCGCUAUAAGGUCUGCAACAAUUCCCAGGGGAAGAUGUCUAACGUCAGCAACGUCUACUCACAGACAAAUGGAGCACAACCGGUUCAGAACGGAGUCUUGCCCCAAGUCAAUCCCAAAGUGGUGGUGAGAAAUGAACUUAUGGAGUUUAACUGUCAGUCUGCGCGGAGCAGCAUCUCUUCUUCCUCCAGCUCUGCAAAUAGCCGCGACUGUGAUGACUAUAGCCUCCAAAGUGAACAGGGCACAUUGUCCAGUAAGUGGAGGCCUCCUUCCAGGUCAAAACACAAUAUUGACCGGCUAAUGGGAGCUUUUGCCUCCCUGGAACUGAAAUGUCAGAAAAAGGAGGAGAUGACAGACUCCAGAACUUCCACAGUGGCCCGCCACUCGGACAAAGAGCCACUGCUGGGCCAGCCGGAGUCCAAAUUUCGCAGCCUCCUCAUGUUGCCUCUGGAGGGCAAAACUAAGCGUAGCCAUUCUUUUGACAUGGGGGACUUCGCCACAUCUCAGUGUUGCACCUACCCAAAAAAGAUAACAAACAUUUGGACAAAGAGGAGCCUCUCGGUGAAUGGCAUGCUUUUGCAGUAUGAUGACAAUGACCUAACAGGGGCGAAAGGGACUUUCGGGAGCUCGGAGUGGGUAAUGGAAAGCACAGUGUAAAUAUCAGUGUCUCCCCCCCUCCUCUUCUCCCCUCAUGUGUUAUAAAGCGUGGUUUGCUGCAGGGCCAUGCGUUUGGAAAGAGAGGGGAAGAAACGUUUUCAGUUGUACUGGCCAAAAAGAUAAGUAAACAAAUAAGUAACAGGGAUACUAAAAGCGAAAGAAGGUCAUGAAAUGUGAAUAGGCACGUAUGGCACCAUUCUUGUCUGGCCCCAACUAAACCAUGCGUGAAUAUUUCAAGGAAUUUACUAGUUGUAUUUAGCAUUGCUUUCCAAAAGUUACUCAGACUCUUGGUGAACCGUCACACGGGAUUAAAUGAGGAUGAAAAGGGGUUUAACAGCACAAAUUUAAUUUUACAGGUUUUUUUUCUUUUUUUUUUUUUUUUGAGGGCACCUCUUUCUUUUCUUUUAACCACAGAAAUACACUUCUGUGUAUAUAAGACUGGUGCUAGGAUAAAUCUGGUUGUCAUUGCAAAUGACUUUCUCAAAAGUGCAGGCAGGGCAUCCACAGGGAGAGAUCAGAGCAAAUUGUUCAGCAUAAUCUCAUGGUGUUAACUGUGACAUCUGGGAAAAGAAUACUUGUUGUUGAGUGGGCUUUUGGUUGGGAUUUGAUGAUUUCUGUUCUGUUUUGCCUUGUUGCUGCUUUUGAGUUGUUUUUUCCCCACAGCAGAAAGUAUGUUUCAAUGCAUUUUUUGGUUUUCAGUCACAUCAAAUCCCCCAGAUGAAAAGGAGGAUAUGUACAAAGGUCAAAUUUCUGAUGUACUGUAUAACCCACCUCCAAUAAAACCCCUUUAUGUCCUAGGAAAAAUUAAAUCUAGGGGUUAAUAAAUUUUUAAAAAAUCACCCUCUUUCUUCCAUCUUCUUCAUAGUCUCUGCUUGUCAAUGCUCAAGGCAGAUUGCAGCACCUAUUGAUAUCUGUAGCGGUGUUGCUAUCAAAAAUGGGAAAAAUAGUAAUCAAGAUUGCCUAGUAAAGGAUAAAGAAAGGGAAAACAAAAGUAGCUCCCAUGAACUCUCCACAUCAUGAAUAUCAAUGGCUUCUGGCAAAAGUCACACUGUCACUCUGUUCAACUGACAAAGAAAACACAAACUUUCACCCUAUUGUGACAAAAGCUCUUUGUCUGUACAGUCGCCAUGACAUGGCUCGACUGGAUCAGUAGCAUCACAGGAAAUGUAAGUUUUUGUGUAUUUCAGGGGAUUGGAUAUGUUCCAGAUUAGCUACGGAAACCAAGUUCAAUGUGAGUGUCUCAGAGCAGGGGGUCUCCCAUGUGUCCCCUGCGUUACAGAUAGCCUUUCCCCCAUCCCCAGUGUCCUCCUGCCCCCCUCUUCUCUCACCCUCAUGGAGGUACUUGCUCACUAACAGGAACUCUUUAGGGCUUGUAAACUGAUUCUCAAAUUCGUUUUUGGGGAGCAUUGCUGUGGUUGUGGAAAUGCACAUGGCCCACCCAGCUGACGUCAUUGUCCUUGAAAACUUUACUGUGAUUUCCAGCAUUCUGGUGGCUACUGCAACUGUCCUUUCAUCUGUUUAUUUAUUUGCUGGCUUCCAAUGAUCAGCUGCUGGGAACCAUUCUGAAAUUGCACAUUGUUACUACGAUUUUGUAAAAGAGAUGUGGAGAAAGGGUGCAAGGCACAGAGAAAAUAACACAUGAAAAAACUCUAUGUAUAUUUUUUUUUAAAGGUGCAGAAAUAUAUUGUGACAUGGCUGUGUACUUGAUCUUGUAUUCGUCACGUUUCCUACUUGGAGUUUUAGAAAAUGACAUCCCUGUGAUCAGAAUAUUUUUCCUUUAUUUUCUUUUUUUUGCUACAAAAUGUACAGUAAAAAACAUUCUUGGGGAAAAGAAAAGUACCUGCUUUUCAUUUAUUUGAUGUUCUGUGGUCCGCUUUGAAACCUAAGUAAGGAGCAGUAAUUAUUUUUUAAAUUAUGUUGAAAAUGGAGAUGUUUGCUUUCCCUUUCCCUCACACUGUCUUUCAUUUCACGAAUUUAGGUAUGAAGUGGGAAUCAAGAAAUACAGACCUUUUUGGAAUGCAUGAGAAAAAAUCUAGUAAAAAGGCAUUUAACUUAUUUUUCAGUUUUUACAUUUAUGCAGAUCUAUAUCACUAAUGUAUUCUAAACCCUGAUCCAAAAUCUGCAGAAAUAAGAGGAAGCCUUUUUAGGCUUAGGAUCUGACUUUGUAGGUUUUUGCUCUGAUUAUUGUUCACAGCCAACAUUAAGAUAUUCAAAAGAGAUCUAGUCAAACUUUGUUUGCAACAUCUUUCAAAGUCUCUGGUUUCCUCAUGCUUUCCAAGAGGAAUGACACCUCUAGUGCCAGAAUCUACGUCAUUCAACUGUCCAGAUGGCACAUUCAUGUUAACCAUUAGCGAUAUUUACAUUUAUGUGUUACUGAAGACUCUUAAAGACGUUCAUGUAAUUAUUUUCUUUUCCUUGUUACGCUGUGGUGUGGUUGGACUUCUUUAUUAUGUUGCUGCUUCACUUUGAACGUGACAUCUGAGUGGUUUUUAAUCUAGCCAUUGAGUUAACCAUCAAUAUUAGUAGCAUAUGCAGCCUUGAAUUUUCAAAAGCAAUAUCCUAUCCUAUUUUCUUUAUUAAAAAGGAAAACAUUUCUUUCACUUUCUCAUACAAGAUUAGAGCAAGUUAGCCAACAGACGCUGUUUUAAAAUAAUGGAUAGCUGCCAAAGAACCCAAGUAAUGAAAUCCACAAUCUAACAGCUGCAUUUAUUACUGUUAAUCGUGAUUUUAGUUCAUUUAGCUUUAAUGAAUGAAGCUCAAUCCACAUCAGCAAAUUAGCAAAUACUGAGCAAAAUUAAAUGAGUGCCCAGUAAUUUCUUUUGGUGCUCACAGCGUUUGGGAGAGGAAGAGGACUCAGGGACUCAUAGGUCCCUGAGUCAGCGAGUGGCCAGCCCUGAGAGAGGGAUGGAGCCAGCCCGGUGCGGUGGUGCCAGCGCCUGGGCACCAGCUGGGUUGUGGUCAUCCACCAGGUGCCACCAGCCACUGCCCUGCUUACACAGCCAGCCAAAUAGACUUCUGAAAUUAUCCCAUGGCUCCCCCUUUAUCACUUUGAGAGCUGCUAAAAACAGCUCUGUCUUUUGGGUUACAUCCUGAAUCCAUGCCCUAAUUGCUAAUGCACAAGUGUGACUCCAGGGUCCUCCACGUGCAAUCUGACCAAUUUCUACCUUGCCUUUGUUUUGCCUCCAUUUUCAUGUGUGCACCUCACACAGCAUCUCUGGAUUUGGUAUUUUUUUCUGUGUCCUAGGGAUUCUUCCUUGUUCCACUUCUGAGCGCAACUGCACAUCGGUGGCUGGUGAAAUGAUAUACAGAUAUCCACUUACCUGGGUGUAAUAAAUAUUUUCACACAUCAUCGAGGAGUUGAGCUAGCUCCAGUGGCCAAGUCCCCUCAUCUCACAACCCUACACCAAGAAAUUUAUACAGACCUCAAGUAACUGUGCUGCCUCAUAAAUUAACGUGUGGUAGUGUGAUGUGCAGCUGUACCAGCUGUGCUUUAGAUGCACGUGUCAGGUAGAGCAGGCAGUCAGAAGGACAACAGAGAUCAAUAAGAGCAUUCUGAAAGAGAAGCCUGGGAAAUUAAAGGUGCUGCAGAAUUUAAAGUGAAGCCUGUGGGAAUAAUAAAGACAACUG